Molecule: messenger RNA, 1967 nt
Organism: Solanum tuberosum (potato)
Lineage: Eukaryota; Viridiplantae; Streptophyta; Magnoliopsida; Solanales; Solanaceae
Exons: 12
Coding region: 488-1735 (415 amino acids)
Biological process (GO): endoplasmic reticulum to cytosol auxin transport
Cellular component (GO): membrane
Source: RefSeq, a predicted model, not a curated record
ACAGAGUUCUUAAAUCUCUGUUAUAACUUCCAUAAAAUUAAAACCAAUUUUGGGAAAGUUAAGAUUUGCGCGGGAAGCAGUUUCUAAAUUUUGUCCGGAGCCCACAUUGGAGCUCCAACUAAAUUCGGAUUGCGCUUUGCAGGGCCUAUUCGGGGGUGGCGCUCCCAACAAGAUUUUCUCCAUAUCCUCAGAAAGUCACUUUUCUUCAUAAUAUCAAUUUUCUUUAACGAAGAAAACGACUUUCUAAGUUAAUAACUAUUAAUUGAGUGACCAGAUCAACCCGAGGAAUGAAAGAAUAAGUUGUGCACCAGACUUGCUCUUUGUUAGAAAAUGCCAAUUUUUGGGUGCCAGAAAUUUGACUUUUGGCAAUUUGAAUCUUUCUGUGCAAACCAUCAUAUUCUUUAGUGACUUUACUGUUGCAAAAAAUUAGUUUUUGUGUUUUUGACUUGCAGGAGGGGUUCUUUGAGGUUGUAGAAGAGUAUUUACCAUGAACAUUCAAGAAUUGUUUUUGCUGGCGUUAAUGCCUGUUCUGAAAACGCUGUUGAUUGCGGUUGUUGGCUUAUAUCUUGCCUUGGAUCAUGUGAGUAUUUUGACUGCAGAAGGACGGCACCAUCUGAACAAUCUUGUAUUCUACGUCUUCUUUCCAUCACUUUGUGCUAGUGGUCUCAUCAGUUCAAGUACAGAGACGGGAUUAUUUUCUUUGUGGUUCGUCCCCGUGAGUAUUCUUAUUACCUUUCUUGUUGGAUCAGCUCUCGGGUGGAUACUUGUCAAAAUCACUAGAACGCCUCAGCAUUUGCACGGCCUUGUUAUUGGCUGUUGCGCGGGAGGAAACAUGGGGAACUUGCCUGUCAUUAUAAUUCCAGCCAUCUGUGCCGAGAAAAACAAUCCGUUUGGAGAUUCAUCUACAUGCUCGAUAAAUGGAAUGGGCUAUGUAUCCCUCUCUAUGGGGAUAGGAGCUAUUGGCAUUUGGUCGUAUGUAUAUAAUAUCAUACGGGCAUAUGGAAAAAGGGACGACGGGGAUGUCUCAGCCUACUCCAAAUUAAGAGAAAAUAACCACAGUGAAACGUCAAAACGAGCCUUGGAUAGUACUACACAAACAUUGCUACCAAGUAGCAACUCGAAAGGUGAUGAAGUUUCAGCUGAGCUUAUUUACCAAGGAUCCAUGGACGAAACCAAGGUCUCGAUACCUACUAUCAUUGAGAAGAAGGUGAAGUCGUUGGUGGAAUAUAUCGACCUGAGUGUUCUUUUCAGACCACCUACAGUUGCAACGGUUAUUGGCAUUAUCAUUGCUUCAAUCUCUCCCAUCCAAAAUUUCAUGGUUGGCUCUGGUGCUCCACUUCGUUUCGUUGAGAGUUCUGUUGUUUUGCUAGGGGAGGCAGCAAUUCCAUCCAUGACCAUUAUAAUGGGCGCGAAUCUUCUAAAAGGUUUCAAGCGAUCAGGAGUGGGAAUUUGGCUUCUUUUCGGGAUCAUUGUUGUUCGAUUCGUUAUCUUGCCUAUCAUCGGUGUUGCUGUUAUUACAGUUGCAAAAAAUCUAGGCAUGGUGGGAACAGAUCCUUUAUAUCACUUUGUUCUUCUGCUUCAAUAUGCAGUUCCACCUGCAAUGGCUAUAGGUACUAUCACACAGUUGUUUGAAAUUGGUGAAACUGAAUGUUCUGUUAUCAUGUUCUGGAAUUAUGCCGUGGCAGCAGUUGCUCUGACCUUUUGGUCGACAUACUUCAUGUAUAUCUUGUCCUGAUCAAGAGGGGAGCCUUGACACAACGUUAAGUGUUGGUGUCGUGUUACCAGGAGGUCAUAUAGAUUUAAGUUGCGGAAACAAUUUGUUACUUAAAUGCAAAGGUUAUAUUGUGUACAACGGAUUAUAUGCCUUUUCUAAGCUCGAGUAUAGCGAAGGCUUAGUGCAUUGAAUUGUCAUUCUUUUGGUUGAUUUGUGAAAAUAUAUAUAUAUUCAUGGACAAAAUAUAAAUAUU